Messenger RNA from Epithele typhae, 1107 nucleotides. RefSeq lists its product as uncharacterized. Bases 1 to 1107 code for a protein of 368 amino acids. The record is from RefSeq and is a predicted model, not a curated record. Lineage: Eukaryota; Fungi; Basidiomycota; Agaricomycetes; Polyporales; Epitheliaceae. The transcript is spliced from 13 exons.
AUGCCCGAGGCCGCUUUCCCUCUCACCAUGUUGUCCUUCCUACGUGGCACCAAGUACGACCCCGCGCGCGACCUCCCGGACCUGACGGGCAAGGUCGCCAUCGUCACCGGCGGAAACGCCGGCAUCGGCUACGGCGACUGCUUCCACCUCGCGCGCAAGGGCGCGAAGGUGUACAUGGGUGCCCGCAGCGAGGAGCGCGCCAAAGCCGCAAUCGCGCAGCUGGAGGAGGCCGGCAAGGUCAAGGCCGCGGCGGAGGGCUUCAUGGAGAAGGAGAGCCGGCUGGACAUACUGGUCAACAAUGCAGGGUCGCUGCAGAAACCGUACAACCUCACACCUGAAGGUGUGCUAGACACGAUGAUGAUCAAGUACGACGCUGCUGCCUCUGCUCAAGCGUACGGCGGAGAUCCUAGCAAUGACGUUCGCAUAGUGACCCUGGCUUCAGACUCCUUGGCACUCGUCAAAGGGCUGGACGUCCGCUUCCGAUCGGUGGAGGAUUUCAAUCGCGAGUUCAAGGAGGCCUCGGACCCCGGCCGGUGCAGAUAUGCCGUAACCAAGCUUGCCGACGCGCUCUACGCCCGCGCGCUGCAGCGCCAGCUCGACGCCGCGAACGCCCCCAUCCUCGUCCUCUCCGCGGACCCAGGCUGGGUGUGGACCCCAGGCGUCUCGGCCAUCCCAUUCCUGCAGAAGCCGACCAUGAAGCCGGUCGUCGCGCUCCUGCGCCUACUUAAGUUCGUCGACCCGAUCGAGGGCGCGCACAGCUCCGUCUUCGCUGCGGCGUCGCCGGCGGUGCGCAAGGAGGCCGGGCGGUGGAAGGGGAGGACGGCGGACGACGACGCGCUGGCGGACGAGCUGUGCGCGAGCACGGAGGAGAUCAACACCGAAAUGGCGUCAGAAUCAUCCAGUGUGAUGGCGUACGCAUACGACGGCCUGAAGCUCGUCCUCGGUCGACAGAACGCCGCGAUGGUCGUCAGGGUCUUGCUGUACACGCUGCUCGGGCUCCAGUAUGCCGCGGCGCUGUCCAUGGGGCUGGUCCGCACGCGGGCGUUCUGUUUGGUGGUCGCGGCCAUCGCGCUGCUGGUAUUCGUCCUGCGUUUCGUCCUAGGGUAG